GGCGGACAGCGAGUUCUCUCCUAAGUUCGCUCCAUUCUUCUCCUUUGCAGGAAUUGCAUCGGCUGUGAGUAUCGCGUGAACAAUCCCCGUGACCUGUGACCGCCCACUAAUGACCACUGUGACAAAGAUGAUUUUCGGAUGUAUGUGAGCUUGGGUUUUCAACGGAAUGGAUCGACUGGGGCCGGCGCAUUGACUUACUUGAUUACAGCAUUGGGAGCAGCAUAUGGAACAGCCAAAUCUGGAAUCGGUAUCGCCGGUGUGGGAACCUUCCGUCCUGAUUUGAUUAUGAAGUCUUUGAUCCCCGUCGUCAUGUCCGGUAUCAUCGCCGUCUAUGGCCUCGUCAUCGCCGUCCUUAUCGCUGGUGAUAUGGACCCUCCCCCGACCCGGAACAUGAGUCUUUACACUGGAUUCAUGCACUUGGCUUCUGGAUUAUCGGUUGGCCUCGCAGGCGUGGCUGCCGGAUACACUAUUGGAAUUGUGGGAGAUGCGGGCGUGCGUGCGUACAUGCAACAAUCGAGGGUUUAUGUCGGCAUGAUUCUGAUCCUCAUUUUCGGCGAGGUUCUUGGUCUUUAUGGGUUGAUUGUUGGUCUUAUCCUCAACUCGAAAAGCUCCGGUUAGAGGAGUUCGGCUGGUCGUGAUCCCAUUUCUCUGUUUCCGCACUUGUUGACCGUUUUCGCUCGGGUCAACUCCCUCCAACCCUAACUACGCCUCGUGAACUCGAGUAGGACGCACUCUGGGCGGGCUUACCAGACCGAAGCCUGAACCCGAAUGCGUUAGACUUCACAUGCACCCAUGAUAUCCAUAGUCAGUGGUGGCCUCAGAUGGUGGUGGCCAGGGGAGUGUGUGGCUUUGAUGUACUAGUACUUGGUUUAGAUGUCUAAACAGCAAGCAUGCAAUCCUCAAGAUUAUUUCUAGUCGACUGA
Messenger RNA from Aspergillus aculeatinus CBS 121060, 923 nucleotides. RefSeq names its product V-type proton ATPase proteolipid subunit. Gene Ontology annotation, cellular component: proton-transporting V-type ATPase, V0 domain. Bases 139 to 618 code for a protein of 159 amino acids. Gene Ontology annotation, molecular function: proton-transporting ATPase activity, rotational mechanism. The transcript is spliced from 6 exons. The record is from RefSeq and is a predicted model, not a curated record. Gene Ontology annotation, biological process: proton transmembrane transport. NCBI's taxonomy places the organism in Eukaryota, Fungi, Ascomycota, Eurotiomycetes, Eurotiales, Aspergillaceae.